GUAUACUUUGGUUUGGUCGGACUAGAUCUCCCUCUCUUCUUACAACUUAUAUACCGCAGCAGUCCGCAGCUCGUCUCUACUACUCCUGUCUGUCUCAUCCACAUUUAUCGCUUUUUGUCCGAAAACCCUACCAUGGGCUCCGAGAUCGGCGGCGACUCCCUCAACGACCACGACCACGACACUUCCAGAGCUUUGGUAGAUACAUCCGCGCCCUUCGAGUCCGUCAAGGAAGCCGUCACUCUCUUCGGCGGACUCGGCUACUGGAAACCUUCUUCCAACCCAAGCCUCUCCGCCGCCCAGAAUGAAAUGGUGGACGAAGGAAUGGAUAUUACUAGAGUAGAGGAACAAGCUCAACAACUAGAGAACGAUCUGAUUGUCAAAGAAAGAGAGACACUUGAUGUUCUCAAAGAGCUGGAAUCAACGAAAGCAAUCGUCGAUGAGCUCAAACUGAAGCUGCAGAGUCAAGCAACUGAAGUCAACCUUACACUGCAGUCAACAGCAGGUGGUACUGGAGAGGAAGAAAAAGUAUUAGUUGAUGAAGAUCAAGAUGCUAAUCAUGGCGCCGCAGAAAUCGACACUAAUUGUCCUUCCUCCACUCCCGGUUUCAUUCUACUCGAACUCAAACAGGCCAAGUUCAACCUGUCUAGAACCACCAGCGAUCUGGCUGACAUUCGAACCUCCGUUGAACUGCUCAACAAGAAGCUGGAAAAGGAAAGAGCUUCACUUGACAAGACACGCCACAGGCUCACCACUAACUCUUCCAAGAUAUCCACCCUUGAGCAAGAGCUCCACAACACAAAAGUGAAGCUUCGAGCAACCAAAGGUUCCGAAAUCGAUGAUGGUUGUUCGGAGAACCACCCAUUGGAUAUAUCCAAGGAACUCCAACGGCUGAGUUCUGAGAUUGAGCAGUUUAAAGUAGUGGGGGAUGCGGCAAGGUCACAAGUGUCGAGAGCUCUGUCCGAGAUUCAACAGACGAAGACCAGGAUUAAGACAGCUGAGAUCAGGUUGGUUGCUGCUAGGAAAAUGAAGCACGCAGCUAGAGCAGCGGAAGCUGUUGCUCUUUCCGAGAUCAAGGCAUUGUCGAAUUCGAAACCAGAUGAAGGAGUGGUGACUCUUACGUUUGAAGAGUACUCGUUGCUAACUUGCAAAGCUCGCGAGGCUGAGGAGUUCUGCAAGAGAAAGGUUGUCAAUGCCAUGGUUGAAGUCGACGAGGCAAAUGUUUCCAAGAUGGAUGUGUUGAAAAAGGUGGAGGAAGCUAGCGAGGAAGUGAAGACUAGUAAGGCUGCAUUGGAGGAAGCUUUGAGUCGGGUUGAGGCUGCAAAUAAAGGGAAGUUAGCGGUUGAGGAGGCUUUAAGGAAGUGGAGGUCGGAGAAUGGGCAGAAGAAAAGGUCCGUCCAUAACCAUACCAAGUUCAAGACCUCUUGCGCUGCUUCAUACCAUCAUCGUAGGGAUUCAUCUUGCCUCCGGGAUUUGAAUGGGUUGUCGUCGAGCCUUGCUUCCUCGGAUGGACCACUACCUGCGUCGGUCCCUGUGCUGAAGACUACGUUGUCAAUUGGGCAGAUUCUGAGCAGGAAGUUGCUGAUACCUGAAGAGUUUGAGAGGGUGGAGAGAGGUGGGGCGAUGAGGAGGAAAGUGUCGUUGGGGCAAAUGUUGAGCAACAAACAGAAUGGUGAGAUGACGAUGAUGCCAAAUUCGAGCAGGAAGGCAGCUGAGUGCGAUGGUUCUUCUUCUUCCUCCUCAUCCUUGAAGCGUAUUUCGGGGAAGAGGAAGAAGUUCGGGUUUGCUCGGUUCUCGUUGCUGAUGACGAAGCAAAGUAAGAAGAAGAAGAAGCCUAGUUUGGAUCUGAGGUAAAAGGGCCAAUGCAACAGUCAACAAGAAUGUUUAAGGCAAGGCGAGUACUGAUUAACUCCGUUAAACUGUGUGUAUGCCUGUUUGCUGAUGCAGCUGUUUCAGCAGGCUAUGAUGGUUCAUUACCUAUCUACCUAUCAAUCGUGUUUGUAAAGCUUGUGUAGAGGCGAAACUUCAUGGAUAGUCGUACUUAUUUUGCUGAUGUACUUAUAUGCUAGCUGCUAUUUGUUCUGACUUGUGCGUUGAUUCUUUCUGUGUAACUUCGUGGGAGAGUGACGAGAGACCAAUGGCGGCGAACAAUGUGAGUAUUGGUUGUUUCUGAACGAUGUCAACCAUGAAAGAUUCUUGUUUCGGGUCUCGUUUUGUCACUUUCGGAACAUCGAGUUGGCUGGUGUCAAGUUCUGCUUGUUGGUUAGUGCAUUAUUGCUAUCAUAUCAUCAUAAUUUUAAAGGCAGAACAUACUACUGUUUUUUGGAUGGUAAACGUAUAAGGUAAAGGGAUGAAAAGAAAGUUGUGAAACAGGU
Messenger RNA from Linum trigynum, 2372 nucleotides. NCBI's taxonomy places the organism in Eukaryota, Viridiplantae, Streptophyta, Magnoliopsida, Malpighiales, Linaceae. The record is from the annotation of a GenBank genome assembly.